Molecule: messenger RNA, 1657 nt
Organism: Nilaparvata lugens (brown planthopper)
Lineage: Eukaryota; Metazoa; Arthropoda; Insecta; Hemiptera; Delphacidae
Product: astacin-like metalloendopeptidase
Exons: 9
Coding region: 1-1557 (518 amino acids)
Biological process (GO): proteolysis
Molecular function (GO): zinc ion binding; metalloendopeptidase activity
Source: RefSeq, a predicted model, not a curated record
AUGCCGCCUGAAUUUCAUUGGACAACAUCCCCAAGGUUGUGUUUCCUACAAAAUGAAGAUUUUAAGCUAUUUUUUAAUAGCGUUGUUUUUUUUACUACUGGAAGAAAUUGUUUCAGCAUCUCUGAUUUGUUCACUGACUCAUCGUUUGUUGCAAAGACAGCUCUAAGAAGCUACUACCCAGAGCUAGCAUCUCCAUCUCGUGAUCUCUAUCAGGGUGAUAUCUUGGCCACACCCGAUCUGGUGGUCACUCAGGAUGGGCGGAAUGCUGUUAUAUCUACCAAAUACAAAUGGCCCAAUGCAACAGUUCCAUACCAGUUCACAUCCAAUUAUACUGAAGAAGAAAGAGAGAAAGUGGAGAGCAGUAUGAAAGAGAUAGAGACCAAAACCUGUGUGAAGUUCACACCAAAAGCCGAUAUUGACAAGGACUACAUUCUGAUAAACAAGAUAUCGAACCGGGGGUGUUUCGCGCUGGCAGGCUACCGGCCUGAGAUUCGUCCAAUGCCUGUCAACUUCAUGCCUCCCGACUGCUUCAAGCACGCCGGAACCAUUCAGCAUGAGUUGCUGCAUGUGUUGGGACUGUUGCAUGAACAGGCAAGGCCAGACAGGGACCAACAUGUCAAGGUGCUCUGGCAGAACAUCGACGAUAAGCACAAAAGCGAUUUUGGAAAAGCACCUCCCAGUAUGGUGACAACCUACGAUGUACCUUACGAUAUGUUCAGUGUUAUGCACUAUCCAAACAUGGCAUUCUCAAAAAAUGGAAAACCUACUUUGAUUUCCAGGCAAUUUGCAGGAGAUGAAAGGUAUCCAGAACUUUCUUCACGACUGUUUCAAGGAGAUAUUCUUCUGGACUCCAGAGAUGAUGCAAAGAACGCAGUGGUCUCCCCUAAACUCAAAUGGCCCAACGGAAUAGUGCACUAUGAAUUCACUUCAAACUACACCGAGGAAGAGCGAACCAAAGUGCGCAAAAACAUGGAUCUACUAGAGUCGAAAACUUGCGUGAAGUUUGUGCAGCACAAAAACGAAGAGGUCUACAUUCUAAUCAACAAACGGCCCUACGUCGGAUGCUACGCCAUUCUCGGUUAUCGCACUGAGAUUGGCCCGAUCCCCGUCAACUACAUGUCGCCUCAAUGUCUCAGCUAUGCUGGCACCAUUCAACAUGAGCUGCUGCAUGUGUUGGGACUCAUGCACGAACAGGCGAGGACCGACCGCGAUGCUUAUGUCGAUGUGCUGUGGGAUAACAUCGAGGAAGCCCACUAUAACGACUUUUCGCGGGCGUAUCCUGGCUCAGCCACAGCUUUUGGACUUCCUUACAACAUCAUGAGUGUUAUGCAUUAUCCGAACAUUGCAUUUUCGAAAAAUGGGAAACCAACUAUACUGUACAAGAAAGAUCCCAGCACUGAAAUGGGACAGCGUGUCGGAGUGACUGAGGGAGAUUUGGAGAAAGUCAGGCGAAUGUACAAUUGCCCAGAGCAGAUGUCAAAUGGCACAUCGGGAAAUUCACCUGGAGUCAACCCUAGCAAUUUUUUCAAUAUUCUCAACAUUUUCAAGCCCUCAUGACUUUGUACAGUGCUUUGUUUUUAAUUAUUAUUGUGAAUUUAUAAUUUACAGUAUUGUAAUUGGAAGAGAAGAUUAAUUAUGGCAAAAUGGAUAUAGAAAA